Plenodomus lingam JN3 is the source of this 1080-nucleotide messenger RNA. RefSeq names its product Deoxyhypusine synthase (gene DYS1). The record is from RefSeq and is a predicted model, not a curated record. Gene Ontology annotation, molecular function: deoxyhypusine synthase activity. Gene Ontology annotation, cellular component: cytoplasm. Lineage: Eukaryota; Fungi; Ascomycota; Dothideomycetes; Pleosporales; Leptosphaeriaceae. Gene Ontology annotation, biological process: peptidyl-hypusine biosynthetic process.
AUGUCAGCGAAUGAGACUUCAGCGGCCCCUGCAGCCGCCACAAACGCCGUUUUGAAACCCUCAGAUCCUGUACCCGACGGUGCGAGGCAAGUCCAAGGCAUCGACUUCAAUCAGCAUGCCGCGCGUGCCAUUACCGUUGAGGAAUUGGUGGCUGGCUAUGCCAACAUGGGCUUCCAGGCAUCAUCGGUAGGAGAGGCUGUGCGCAUCAUCAACGACAUGCGGGCAUGGAGAGACGCAGAGACGGGUGACAAGACGACGAUAUUUCUGGGCUACACGUCCAACCUGAUUUCCUCUGGUUUGCGCGAGACGUUGCGCUAUCUAGUGCAGCACAAGCAUGUUUCUGCCAUUGUCACGACAGCAGGCGGUGUGGAGGAAGACUUGAUCAAAUGUCUUGCGCCGACGUACAUGGGUGCCUUUUCUACGCCUGGGGCGGGACUGCGCGCAAAGGGCAUGAAUCGGAUCGGUAACCUGGUUGUGCCAAACAGCAAUUAUUGCGCGUUUGAAGACUGGGUUGUGCCCAUCCUCGACACCAUGCUUGCGGAGCAGGAAGCCAGCAAGAAGACCGAUGAGCCACUGCACUGGACGCCGAGUACAGUGAUUCACCGUCUGGGCAAAGAGAUCAACGACAAACGCUCCGUGUACUACUGGGCCUACAAAAACGACAUCCCCGUCUUUUGCCCUGCUCUCACGGACGGCAGUCUAGGCGACAUGCUGUACUUUCAUACCUUCAAAUCCUCGCCCGAGCAAAUAAGAAUCGACAUUGUGCAAGACAUUCGCAAAAUCAACACGAUUGCGGUGCGGGCCAGGCGCACAGGGAUGAUUGUGCUGGGAGGGGGCAUCGUCAAACAUCACAUUGCCAAUGCGAAUCUGAUGCGAAACGGGGCGGAGAGUGCCGUGUACAUCAACACGGCGCAGGAGUUUGAUGGCAGUGAUGCCGGGGCGCGGCCAGAUGAAGCGGUUAGCUGGGGGAAGAUCAAGUUGGACGGGGAGAGUGUCAAGGUGUAUGCAGAGGCGACGGUGGUGUUUCCGUUGAUUGUGGCGGCGACAUUUGCGAAGGUUGAAGCGGGCGAAGAGAAGUAG